Molecule: messenger RNA, 2414 nt
Organism: Anopheles funestus (African malaria mosquito)
Lineage: Eukaryota; Metazoa; Arthropoda; Insecta; Diptera; Culicidae
Exons: 5
Coding region: 1081-1995 (304 amino acids)
Source: RefSeq, a predicted model, not a curated record
UUGUUGCGUACGGCAAACCAACCAGUUUUCAGUCACUCAAAGUCCAACCAGCGAAGCGGUUCGUCGUUUGCUGUAGCGUACAACUCUUUUUCGUCGACCAACCAGUGUCACAAGAAACGAUCACGAGAUCGUUGCGAGAUCGAUUGCAAAAGGCCAUUCGUUGCGGUUUUUUUUGUUGUAUUUGCUAUUUGUUGUCGUUUGUACUUCAUGUGUUUGUGAGUUUGGUGUAAAAGCUACCCCCCAAAAAAAAAAGUUGCAUUCGUUCAAUUCUUCGAGUGACCUCGCGAGGUGUACAAUCCAUCCUAUUCCUCGGAUUAGCGUGAUCUUGUUCGGGUUGUGUGUGAUCGAAUCGUUGUUGCUGCUGUUGCUAUUGUUGUUGACCGUGUUCAUUUGUAUUUAUUUGGGUAACGGCCGUGUGCAAUAAAGAAAAUCGUUUCACCUGCACCGCGACUGGCGGCUUCCUUCCGCCAGUUUGUGCCGUGUGUUUGUUGAUCGCGGCGCAACCCCAAACGAAGACGAACCCGCACGAUACCCAAAGUGGUGUGUGGCUCGAAAUCGAAAUUCCGCGGUGAGAAAGUUUUGUUAUUUUUUCUCUUGCUCUCUUUCACGCGGGCACAGCAAGAGUAGUGGUCUGUCUUUCGCGGGUGCGUCUUCAAAUUUCUUAUCGGACAGAGAUUGCGUCUUCAAUUGCACUCGCCGGAGCACGGGUGGCAAAACGGCGGCCGAAAAAAACAGGCACAGGCAUCCGAGGUGAUUGAGGUGGCCAAAAGAAAAUCCCGUUUUCGGGCACGUCCUCACGGGGAAACCACGUUGUGCAGUGCAGUGUGUAUGUGUGCCUAUUGUUCCUGAUUACCAAACGCACAGUCAAGUGUUAUUAGUCGGUUAAAAGGAAAACAAAAAGUGUGGCGUUGCACUGGUGUUGGAUAGGAAAAUGGUGUGCGGAAUUGUGUUGAGCCGGUGUUAGACGUACAGUUUUAUGUUCAUUGAUUGCUUAUCCUGCGCACGUCGAUAUCAGAUCGCAACAAGUUUUUGGCGUAAAGAGGCGUCCGUGUCAAAGAGCCGAAGAUCGUGAUCGUGGCGAUGAUGAAACGAUCGCUAAUUGGAUUGCGUGCGAGGCAGAGGCCACGACCACUGUUGGGAUCACUGUUGAUGCUGUUUCUGCUAGCGUUUGAUGCCGUUUCAUUCACAAAUGCGUUCAUCGUGCCGGAGGAGCUGCCAUCGAUACUUUCCCUGGUCUAUUCCAACAUUCCACAGAUCAAGAAAGGAACUGAUUCAAGGAUAGGGUUCGGAUUUCGGCUUGGUGAACAUGCAGACUUUCAAGUACAGCUAGAAUUGGGUCCGCAGCUGAAUACGAGACCAAUUGGAGCUGCAGCCAGCAGCAGCAAACGUUACGUCGACAAUGACGAAUAUGCUAACGCGGUACGGAACCCAACACGAAAUGGAGCGUCCACAUCCUGGUUGCAAGCGUGGUCAAAGCAAACGAAACAGAGGCAACAGUUCAACAAGGACAAGCUGCGAGAUUCCCUUAUGCCACCGGCACCGAUCAUGGACGAAGGUGCCUAUAACCAGCUGCAGCAGCUGUACGAAAUGAACAAACAGCGCGAAUAUGAAGAUUCGGUCGGAACACUUCCGGCGGAAGUGCUAGAGACACGUAUCAAUCAGCUGAAAGCACUGCACAAUCCCGUCACACCAUUUAAACCGAUGCCAAGCGAACCACGAACGGGGACUGCCGUUUCGGAGGAAAAACAGUCCCAUCAGGCAGAGGAAGGUGCUUCCGAAGCUAUGUUGAUAGUUGUGACGCCGGAUGUACCAAUUAGUACCACCGCUGUACCAACGGAAUCGACCUCUGUCGCUAGCGAAAGGAUACAUGCUAAGGAUACCGGCCUUACCGUCGAUAGUGGACGAAGGAAUGUACGACGGCAAAAUAAUCGACCAGUGAGCAAACGUGACAAAGAACGAAUUACCGCCCAACUGUCUGAUGUGUCGCUUGACUAGAUGCUGGAGUGUAGAUGGGGGAAUGUGUAUUAUACUGUUAAAACGUUACAAUGAGGUUAUGAAUGAGAUGUCCUUAUUUCUUCCUGCAGGCACAAACCGGUGCCCCUGGGGAGAUGGUUGUAAAUAGUUCUUGCUCGGUUUUAGGAUGUGAUAUUGUACUAUUUAUUAACCUUUUGGCGUAGCUUGGAGGUGCGCUGGUAUUGUUAAAAUUAAAAAAAGGAUGUUCAUGAAAUUCCCCAACCACUACAACCACACAAUAAUGGGGGUUAAGAAGAAGUACCCACAUUUAUAAGGAAGUGGCAUCAACGAACGAAAACGAAAUCACUAGUAAACUAAAGCACGGGGAGGGUUUUUAUUUAUUAGAUGCAAGGCAUAGAGAACAAAAUGGCAAACAAUAAAAUAAAAUGGGGUUAAAUGAA